Molecule: messenger RNA, 300 nt
Organism: Penicillium pulvis
Lineage: Eukaryota; Fungi; Ascomycota; Eurotiomycetes; Eurotiales; Aspergillaceae
Product: DUF427 domain-containing protein
Exons: 4
Coding region: 1-300 (99 amino acids)
Source: RefSeq, a predicted model, not a curated record
AUGCCGACCGCUACUGCCAAGCUGGGCGACCUUAUUAUAGCCCAAACUGAUACAUGGGAGACCGUGGAGGGAAAUGUAUACUUUCCUCCAUCGUCCAUCAAAGAGCAGGACGCCCUUGUGAAAUCGUAUACGAAGUCGUUUUGUCCUUGGAAAGGCGACGCUGAGUACUACACGAUCAAACAUGGUGAUACCGUCGUUCCGGAUGCAGCGUGGUACUAUGCUACACCAUAUGAAAAAGCAACGAACAUUAAGGAUCACAUAGCUUUUUACAAAUCUAAGGUUGCAGUGACGGUCGAAUGA